UUUCACGUUGUCCAUAAAGUAUAAUUUAGUUAAGGUAUUGUUAUUUAUUUAUUUGAAUUACAAAACUUAGCCUAAUUUAAGUUUCACGCUGAAUUGGUGUGGUGAAAUUUAUAGGCGCAAGUUUCCGUUAAGGGGUGAAAUGUCUAGCGCUACCGACUUUGACGCGCAGUUCGCGUCGCGGUUUGGCCCGGAGGACACGGAGUUCCAGCAGUAUCGGCAGCGCGCGCCAGACGUACCACCUGUGCUGGAGGACUGGAAAGCGCGCGGGCGCAGAGACAGACGAGGUCCAGAGCAGCGGCACCACGAGGGCAGGAGCCGCGGACAGUAUUUCCCGGAGCGCCGCUGGAAUGACCGCCGCGAUGAACGAUACUCUAGUCACGACUCCUACAGUCAGAGGUCACAUUACAGUAACCGGUGACUCCUAAUUACCCUGACCGACACAUUUACACGAGCUGAUCUCCAGUUUUUACUUGAAACGAGGUUGUUUGUUUUGCCUCGUGUAGCUCUUUUCUAUUCUCAAUUGAACUAUUUUCAUUCUUGUGUAAGUAAACUCAUUAAAAUCAUUCCUCUCUGAAA
Xyrauchen texanus (razorback sucker) is the source of this 576-nucleotide messenger RNA. RefSeq names its product RNA guanine-N7 methyltransferase activating subunit-like. The record is from RefSeq and is a predicted model, not a curated record. Gene Ontology annotation, molecular function: RNA binding. The coding region runs from base 140 to 418 and encodes 92 amino acids. The transcript has 2 exons. Gene Ontology annotation, biological process: RNA 5'-cap (guanine-N7)-methylation. Lineage: Eukaryota; Metazoa; Chordata; Actinopteri; Cypriniformes; Catostomidae.